AUGGAAACUCCCAGCGAUAAGACAGUGAAGAGCUCUAACCCCAGCAAUUACGGUUUCGUCUACAGCGCUGACCGGCCGGUACCUCUCCCUGAAGCCGGAUGGAUCGAGAAGCAGGGAGAUGAGCAGAAGAUCAGUCUCUAUAGUGAGAAUGUGCUAAAAGAAGGGGACACAACUGAAUCAGUUGAUCGAGAAUCAAUCGCCGAUCUGUCCACAACUAAAAGACAGUGGGAAAGCAUAUUUACAUCACACAACAUCACUCAAGGAGAUUCAACAUUAAAAAAGAAGUCUGCCCCAAAGUGGGAAGUAAGAAUACCAUAUAAAGAAAAGAACGUUGCAAGCUCACUUGAUCACGAUUCUGAGAGUUCACAAGUAAACGGCUUAGAAGAAGUACAACGAGGCGAUUCUGAGAUGUUUAAGAAGCAGAUUGAUUCCGAGAGUGCUAUCGAGCGAGAGAUACGGUUAGCCAAUGAGAGGGAACACGUCAUCAGGAAGGAGAAGGAGAUUAGGGAGAAGCAGGUGCAAAAGCAGAAGAAUCAGGGGCAAACAAUCAUGACCUCUUACGAAGCUGAGAGCGAGUCCUUCCAUCCCGUAUACAACGAACUAGCCGAGGCUGACAGAGGCUCUGAUUUGUGGGGCAGAGGACAGAGAAACAGAAAAGAUAGCGAGGAUGAUGAUUAUGCUGAUCAAAGCAAUGAAGGUGCGAACCUUAAUGAGAGCAUCAUAGAGCGAGAGAUCCGCCUACAGAAGGGCAGAGAGGAAGAAAUGGCAAAGACAAGGAAGACAUCUACCAGCAUGCAACAGUCACAGAAACAAGAGCAGCAUGGUCAUGUACAGCACCAGCAGCCUGUUCAGAAUGAGGUGAAAGAUGUAAACCAUAACAAGGCAAAAGCUGUGUCAUAUGAGGAAGCUAUUGCAAAGAAUGCACAUGAAGGAGAAAGUAUGAUCGCCAAGGAACUCAGAGAACUAAAGGAGAGAGAAGAAGAAUUAAAAAGACUUCGAAGCUCACUGGAUAGCUCCCAUAUUGUGGAUGAAGUAGAUGGAUCAGUGCAUCCAACAUCUCCAAAUCAGACAGCAAAACCUGCAACAGCCAACUCUCAAAGAUCCUCACAAGUUGAGACCCCUUCAGGUCAUGGCCUUUGGCAGAGAGAUAUGUCAGCAUUCGUCUCCCACAAACGAAGGGAAUCUGAAGACUCAGCAUCAAGCCACGGCUCUGUUCGAGCCCCAUCUGACAUACCAUCACGCUAUGAUGUCAAAGUUCGACCAAUAUCUGAUGGUAACAGCGAUGAUGAAGACAAGAAACCAAAUUACUUUGAAAAGCAAGAAACCCCCAUAGAAAGAGAGAUGCGGCUGGCAAGAGAACGAGAAAAUGAACUACGGAGAAUUAAAGGCUUACCUGAACUCAUAUACAAAGAAGAUAAUUCAUAUUCUUCUUACGGUGCUAGUCAUGAAUCUAAUAACAGCUCUUCCAUAAUUAUACCACGCUCAGUCGGAGCAAAACCUAAUGAGUCCAUGAGAAAGUUUGCAACCAGCCGGCUUCAGCAUGAAGUACAACAACAGAAUGAAAGAGAACAUGAGCUCCGCAGUCAAGGCAAAAUUAUUUCAACAUCGGAAGAACAUAUUGAACCAAAGAAAUACAUGGAAAUUGCAGGGCUUGAUAAGGUUGAUGGAACUGAGAAAAGAAAUUUCAUUUCCAAGAAGAUUUCAGUCUCCCAUAGUGAAUCUGAUACAUCUUUAGGAGGACAGACAGAAGUACUGCAAUCUGGUGGGCAGACGAUCAGAAAAACCUCCACUGUUGCAGCUGGUGGAAACAUGUUUUCAUACAAGGAAUUCAAACAGACAGCAGAGUCUAAGAUAGAACGCGAACUGAGAGAAAUGAGAGAGAGAGAAGAGGAACUUAGAAAGCAAAGAACAGGCAGUCAAGCAGAGACUACUCCAUAA
Candidula unifasciata is the source of this 1938-nucleotide messenger RNA. NCBI's taxonomy places the organism in Eukaryota, Metazoa, Mollusca, Gastropoda, Stylommatophora, Geomitridae. The record is from the annotation of a GenBank genome assembly.